CUGAGCCGAGCCGAGCCGAGCUGAGCUUGGCUUAGUUUAGCGGCACCAUGCUGGGCAUGAUCAAGAACUCCCUGCUGAACACGGUAGAGGCAUGGCCCUACCAGGUGCUGAGCAAAGGGGAGAAGGAGCAGCUCAGCUACGAGGAGAGGGCGUGCGAGGGCGGGCGGUUUGCUGUGGUGGAGGUGGUGGGGAAGCCGUUUGACGAAGCCUCGAAGGAAGGGGUGCUCAAGCUCCUCAAGUACGUCGGAGGAACCAACAACAAGGGGGUUGGAAUGGGCAUGACUGCUCCUGUCUCCAUGACUGCUUUUCCUGCUGAAGAUGGCUCCUUACAGCAGAAAGUGAAGGUCUCUCUGCGGAUCCCAAGCCAGUUUCAAGCCAACCCUCCUUGUCCUAAUGAUGAAAGCAUUAAGAUUGAAGAGAGGCAGGGGAUGACCAUUUAUUCUACGCAGUUUGGCGGCUAUGCCAAAGAGACAGAUUAUGUGAUCCAUGCUGCCAAGCUGAAGUCUGCUCUGGGAAGUGAAGCUGCAUACCGCAAGGAUUUCUACUUCUGCAAUGGUUACGACCCCCCUAUGAAGCCUUAUGGGCGACGCAAUGAGGUCUGGUUUGUGAAAGAGUGAGAAUUUGGCUCCCUGUGGUGCUGGCUCGCACUGAUAAUCCCCCCAUGCUGUAUUACUGUCCUCUUCAAAAUAAACUAAUAAUUUAGCAGAGACAGAAACCCAUCAUUCCUUUCCUCCACACCUAUACCUUUGUCUUUUAUGGACCAACCAUUUUAGAAGAACACUGCAACCCCCCUGUGACGGUCCUGCUUCUUCGUUUUGGACCAGGUCCUCAACGACACAGACUCUUGUGAUCUCUCUGUGGCUUGCUUUUAUCUCUCUUGUGCUCCCAGAGUUUGAUGCUGAGACAGCCAAAAGUACUUAAUUAGCAAGACUGGUGCCUGACAGGAGUCACGUCCAAGUGCUGGCAGGCUAUUAGUCUCACCUGAGGCAGGCAGGGGAACAUGACAAAAGUGCAUACAGAGACUUUUUUUUAUCUUCUUGAGCUUGCUGCAGCUGUAAAACAUUGCUUUUAUCUGUGCCGUUUUAAAAGGACUCUAAAGGGACAUGGGUGUUGCUACCAACACAGUGCGGUGAAAAUAAGCAUCCUUUAGAUUGACUCAUAGUGUGCAGGAGAGCAAUGCUUCUGUCAUCUGACUGAGAAAUGUCAUUUAGAGGAAGAUCCAGGUUUCUGUUUUCAGGUGUCCUUCUGUCUGAGGUGAGACAUUUUGAGGUGUGUUAUGUCCUGUUCUCAGAUAGCAGCUGGACAGCGUGAUGUGGAGACCCCAAGAUCACUUCUCCUCACCUUCCUGUUAUUUGUAUGUAACACUUCUUUAAAACUAGCCUACACAAGGGCCAGAGCUGAAAUGUGUGAAGUAAUGUAAUUGAAUUAGAAAAAUACAGGCUGUGAAAAAAGCAGGUGCCUAUUGUGAUCUGAGGGUGCAUUUGAAGAAUGAGCAUCUAGUUGGGUGCAGAUCUUCUAAAAAACCUCUCUUAGAUAGUGUUAGUUUCUGAAGACGUACUUAGAGCAGCAGUCUUCUUUAAAGGAGGAGGAAAACCUGGCUGUUCUUGAAAACAGGAAUUUAUGUCAGAUAACAAGUAGACUUUUGGAAACCUCAAAUGCAAAUGAAGGGGUAGGUCUUGUUUUAAGAAGACUGUCAAUGUUUCAUUGUUAGGUAUCAAACCAGAAUUUUAGCCAUUGGCUCUGUCAGGGAUGCAGCAGGAUGCCCGCAGAGGGAACACGCUCACAUACCAUGCUACUAUGGGUACUUGUAUAAUUCAUUACCUCCACUGAAACAGCUGUGCUCCUCUAAUGCUUAAGUGUCCCAAAGUUCAGGCACUUUCAAAAAGCUGUUUUCCCCCUGGAGCUGAAAGAGAUUUGUCAGAUGGCAUCCCAGGUUCUGGCUGGUCAAGCUGUUUGAUCUGUGCCUGCUUUCUGAGAACAUAGCACUAAAAGGAAAAAAUCUGAGGUUCUGAUGUGCUUUCCUUUUCUCUCUUACUGAACCAUAUAAGAGCUUUGCUGUGGACCUCACGAGAGAGUUUCAGGCACUCGUGUGCAAGAGCAGCUAGUCAGGUUGAGUAAAAAGGGCAGAAAGACUUAAAAAAAAAAAAAAAAAAAAGGAAAAUUGGCUGCAAUUAGUGAUUGCAGUGCAGGGGAGGAGGAAUCAAAAGGGAAAUCAAGGCAGACAAAGAGAUAGGCUUUUGAAGGAGCUUUUGAAGGAGAAAACUCCCUUCUAAGGCUGUCCCUGAAUCCAAAGGGAGCUAUUCAUGUCCCAGAUUAUUUUUACCUGUGUGGGUGGGGAAUGGAGAGGCAUAGUGCUGCCCAGUUUAUGCAUUCUCAGGUUAAUUUUUGAACUUGCACGUGGACUGUGGAUACAGUCCUUUCUGGGCACUAGUGGUGAAUGUCCUGCAAUGAUCAAAAUACUGAAAUUUCUCAAAAUUUCUCCUGUGAAAUCUCAGAUGUUAAGACCAAUAAUAAAUCUGGUAUGCACAGAGCUGCAAAUUUCAGCAGCAUGGAGUUUUUUUCAUAACAUGCAUACUUUCUGAACAGAGAACGAGAGCUUCUGACCCAACAUUGAG
Molecule: messenger RNA, 2615 nt
Organism: Athene cunicularia (burrowing owl)
Lineage: Eukaryota; Metazoa; Chordata; Aves; Strigiformes; Strigidae
Gene: HEBP1
Product: heme binding protein 1
Exons: 4
Coding region: 48-617 (189 amino acids)
Source: RefSeq, a predicted model, not a curated record